Molecule: messenger RNA, 666 nt
Organism: Stylonychia lemnae
Lineage: Eukaryota; Ciliophora; Spirotrichea; Sporadotrichida; Oxytrichidae
Source: the annotation of a GenBank genome assembly
AUGAAAAAAUUGCCCUUUGAUAAAAUUUAGCAGAAUCAGACGCUAACAGAUUUUUGGAGAGAUAACCCUAACAAAUACUAUGCCAGAUAGGGAAUCAUGAUUAUAGCUGAGCUUGGGUUCUUGAUUACAGCUGGGAUAGUGCUUGGAUUUGAAGCAGGAGAUGAAUGUAUUGACUAUGAUGGAACAAUGGUAAAUGAACACUAUAGAAAUGCAUUGAUUUUGCUAAUCGUGGGUCAUCUCUACCAAAUCAUUAAAGCCGCUUAUUUCGCCUGGUCUCUAUAGAGAAAGCAAAAGGAAAGCCUGUUUAAAUGCUGUUUGCAGUGCUGGUGCUGCUACACAUGCGCCAUCUACUUAUUCUUGCAAAUAGUUUACUUCAAGUAUAUGAAUGUUUGCGAUUAAGUGCUAAAGUUUACAAGUCUUUGGCUGAGAGCAGAAAUUUUGAUAUUCUACAUCUAUGUUAUCUCUGAGUGCAUAAUGAUAGGAGGCAUCUGUUUUACAAUGAUGAAGUAGCAUAAGAAGCUUUAGAAAGAAUAUAUUGAACAGUAAAAGAAGAUAGAUUAAAAUAGGAAUAAUAGGCGAAUGAGCAAGCAAAAAAACUCUUCCUUCAAAAGGGAUCACGAAGGGUCUUUGAUAGAGGAGAGGAAAAUUAAAGAUAAUGAUGUUUGA